CUCAACCUGCAUCCAGGAGGAUCGUCCGUCUCAACAGCUUGACCUAGAUAACUUCUCCAGUUUGACUUCACCUUCACAGCAUGCAUAACCGAUCAUGGGUAAGUCUCGUUGUGGGAACAGCACUAUGCAGCCUGUUCCUGGGAUCCGCUGUUUUCUUUGUGGUUUCUCUUGCGCUUGUCUGGAGACUGACCUUUGGAGUGGUGGUCAGCGCGGUGGACUGGGUGUCUGUUGUCAGGAUACCUCGACCUGUGAAGUUCUUUAGAGAGAAACAGAGGGCUGCAGUUGCUGCUUCAAGUGCGACUACAACACUUGCGCUCGAACUCCUUCCCUCUUGGAGCGAAGGCGCGGCAGGCAAGCGCCAGGGGAAGCCUUGCAAGAACCAGCAGGCCUGUCAACCCCGCCGGCAGACCAGCAGUGCUGCUCCUGCUUCCAGUACAGGAACCCUUGUUGAGAGAGCUGCCUCCGACCGCAGAACCCACAGGCAAUCGCGUGCUUUGGCGUUUCUUCACUCCUUUAUGAUAGUCGUCCUGUGCUGCACAAUGCUCGUGGCAGCGCCCCUCCUCAUCGCCUUCGCCAGGGGCCUCCGGGUGUUUGGGAAAGCUCUGCGUCUUCCGAGGUCAUGUCUGCGGCUGGCUUCCAGGGCGGCGACGGGGGCAGUGCGGGCCGCGUCGCAGGCUCUGAAGAAAGCGGCAGGAUCUUUCCACGAAGAGAAGGAAGAGGGAGCCAGCUCCAGCGGCGCAGCCCUCACCGCUGACGACGCCGGAGAGGAGGGAGGCGCAGGUGGUGCAGUGCCGCUUGGCGAGCAAAGCAAGGAGGAGGAAAUGGCCGGAAAAGAAGAUGACGUCGACUGCAGCGAAGACUCGACUUUGGGAUCCAGCCAGGCGGUCUUGCGUGGCCUCUUGUGGCGCUCUGCUGCGUCCAAACGGUGGAUGUCGCUUUUACUGAUUAUUUUGCUAUAUUUCGCUGUUCUGGGAUCAAUGUACAUGUACUAGAAGCAUAUUUGUGUUUUGGCAUUCUUGUCCUGUUUCAGUAUUUUCUAAUUUCCUGUUAUGAGCAUUGCAUAUAUCGGAAAUAUUAGUUUAAUUCUGCCCUUUUUGCACUUCAUCAGACGAAAGCAAAUGAAUGUGACAGCUCUGUGUUUUAAAUGGAUGUGAAAGGACAUGGCGCAAUGAUUUUAUUUUUUAUAUCAAGAGACUUAAAACAAAAGCUGUGCAUUGCCGUUCUGCUAAACAAAAUAAAGAAAUCAAUGCUUUA
Penaeus monodon (black tiger shrimp) is the source of this 1254-nucleotide messenger RNA. RefSeq lists its product as uncharacterized. NCBI's taxonomy places the organism in Eukaryota, Metazoa, Arthropoda, Malacostraca, Decapoda, Penaeidae. The record is from RefSeq and is a predicted model, not a curated record.